Molecule: messenger RNA, 1386 nt
Organism: Rhincodon typus (whale shark)
Lineage: Eukaryota; Metazoa; Chordata; Chondrichthyes; Orectolobiformes; Rhincodontidae
Gene: serpini1
Product: serpin peptidase inhibitor, clade I (neuroserpin), member 1
Exons: 7
Coding region: 397-1386 (329 amino acids)
Biological process (GO): negative regulation of endopeptidase activity
Molecular function (GO): serine-type endopeptidase inhibitor activity
Source: RefSeq, a predicted model, not a curated record
ACUACCGUGUGAGGCUUCAUGCAGUACCACUAGUGCGCAGAAAUUCUGGCGUAAUCUGCAGAGCUGUGAGGGUUGUGGGAAUCUACAUCCAGUGCUUUGUCUAAUACAACUUGCUCAGUGCAGUUACCUAUUUGGAAAUCUCAAAAAUAAAGGUCUGCAUUGUCUUUUCGACCUACCUUUGCUGUGAUAAGAGAAAAUGCCACAAGCAAGUUCUUGACACUGUUUAUUAAACGCAGAAAGCCAUAGCGGCUGUUCUGUGUUUUGUCUGAGUUGCAUACCGUCCGUGAAAAUCUAAUCCUAACCCAGGAGUGGAAGCUGAAGGAGGUGUUUCGAAAAUUACCUACACACAUUGACAUAACUGCUGAUGUACGUUAAGAUUUGUAAAUUAAUUCAAAAAUGACAUCUUUUCUGGGAUUUCUGACCCUGUUGAUUGUGAAAUAUGUUGCGGCUGAUGCAGGCAUUCGGGAUGGUAUCACUGCUGACUUUUCUGUGAAAGUUUACCAUCACUUGCGGUCACUGGAGAAAGAUGGCAACAUUUUUUACUCCCCAUUUAGUAUUGCUAAUGCCUUAGGAAUGGUUGAGCUUGGUGCUGGGAGUACAACUCUUGAGCAAAUUCAACGCGCCAUGGGCUACAACUACUUGCAAAAAGGUGAGGAAUUUGACUUGUUGCGGGACCUGUCUCAAUCCAUGAAAGCAGACAGCCAGCAGUAUGUAGUGAAGCUUGUCAACUCGUUGUUUGUGGAGAAAGGAUUUCAACUGAGUGAUAAGUUCCUUCAAAUGCUUAAAGAAUAUUUCAGUGCCAGUGUUGAAAGUAUCGACUUCAGCCAGCCUUCUUCUGUGGCUGAUCAUAUCAAUGAGUGGGUGCAGAAUCAAACCAAUAAUAAGAUACCGAAUCUCCUAUCACCAAAGGACUUCGAUGCUUUAACUCGGCUAGUCCUUGUUAAUGCAAUUUACUUCAAAGGAAACUGGAAGUCUGAAUUUAGAGGGGAGAAUACCCGCACAUUUCAGUUUACCAAAGAUGACGAAAGCGAAAUCCAGAUACCCAUGAUGUACCAACAAGGAGAUUUCAAUUACGGUGAAUUCAGUGAUGGCUCAAAUGAGGCAGGAGGAGUGUACCAAGUUUUAGAAAUGCCUUACGUUGGCGAUGAGAUGAGUAUGAUGAUAGUUCUUCCAAGACAAGAAGUACAACUGGCUACCUUAGAACCACUUAUCAAAACUCAACUAAUUAAUGAAUGGGCAAACUCCGUAAAGAAGCAGAAGGUUGAAGUAUAUCUGCCAAGAUUCAAAAUGACACAGAAUAUUGAUUUGAAGGAAGUUCUCGCUGGCCUAGGAAUCUCUGAAAUGUUUGGUGCUGAGGCUGACCUUUCAGUAAUGACUGGUAAGUAA